This is a messenger RNA of Zasmidium cellare ATCC 36951, 1302 nucleotides long. RefSeq lists its product as uncharacterized. The record is from RefSeq and is a predicted model, not a curated record. Gene Ontology annotation, molecular function: O-methyltransferase activity. The transcript is spliced from 3 exons. Lineage: Eukaryota; Fungi; Ascomycota; Dothideomycetes; Mycosphaerellales; Mycosphaerellaceae. The coding region runs from base 1 to 1302 and encodes 433 amino acids.
AUGAGCCACUCUGCAGAGAUUGAAAGCCUGGCUGCUGAGUUGCACCGCAAUGCCAUUGCGAUCUCGCUGUACUGCGAACAAUCGAACAUUCCGCAUAAGAGCUUGAAGAGCGUCACCCCUGCGACGUUGAUUCCAGAUGACGCUCCUGCUUCGCUGCAAGCGGCCAAAGAAAGAAUCAAGGAAGCAGCUCUUCGCCUGACACAGCUCGCAAGCGAUCCACGAGAGUUCUUGAACUCGUUCCAAGUUGAGUAUCAACAACUGGCUUGCUUGAGGUGGCUAUGCCAUUUCAAGAUACCUGAGCAAGUACCUCUGAGUACAUCCAUGUCUUACGAAGCUGUAGCUGCGGCUACCAAAGUUCCUGUCAGGCAACUGAAGUCGGCUGCGCGCAUGGCGAUAACAAGAAACUUCCUGCAGGAGCCUGAGCCAGGGCAAUUGGCACAUAGCUCCAUCUCGGCUGCGUUUGUUAAUGUUCCGUCUUUCAAUGAUUGGGCAGUCUUCAUGGCUUCAACCUCCGCCAUGGUUGCUACAAAUCUCGUUGAGGCCACUCAGAAGUACGGCGAAACAAAGUCGAAGUGUGAGACAGCGUACAAUGUCUGGCAGCAUACUGACCUUCCAUUUUUUGAUCAUCUCCAACUGGAUCAAGAACGUACACGUCAGUUCGCGAGCUAUAUGAAGAAUGUGACAUCUGCAAAGGGGACGAGCAUCGAGCAUCUCCUCACUGGAUACGAUUGGGACUCACUGGGGAAUGCUACCGUGAUUGAUCUCGGUGGCUCCAACGGCCAUGCUUCCAUCGCUCUGGCUCGGCACUUUCCUAACCUGCAGUUCAUCGUUCAGGACCUCGCUGAGACGAUCGAAAAGUCUCGUCCAAACAUGGACUCCUUCGACCUCAAAGAUCGAAUUACAUACGAGGGUCAUAAUUUCUUCACUCCCGAACCUCGCCAGAACGUCGACGCUUUCCUGCUCAGAAUGAUAAUUCACGAUUGGCCUGAUGCAGAAAGCAUCGAAAUCCUUCGCAACAUUGCGGGUUCAUUGAAACCUGGGGGCAGAAUCAUUAUCAUGGAUACAGUGCUGCCCGCUCCUGGUAGCGGUCCACGCUCUGUUGAAGCAGCUCUUCGAGUUCGUGACCUGGCCAUGCUUGAGACUCAUAACAGCAAGGAACGUGAACUGGAGGAAUGGGAGGCGCUUCUCAAAGCUGCAGACAGCAGACUCCAACUUCGAAGCACACAUCAGCCGUCUGGAUCUAUGAUGUCCGUGUUGGAGGUCGUGAGGGAUGAUUCGGUUUCAACUAACGGCCACUCGUAA